Messenger RNA from Pterocles gutturalis (yellow-throated sandgrouse), 639 nucleotides. Its product is annotated as hippocampus abundant transcript 1 protein. NCBI's taxonomy places the organism in Eukaryota, Metazoa, Chordata, Aves, Pterocliformes, Pteroclidae. The annotation marks the transcript as partial. Gene Ontology annotation, cellular component: membrane. The transcript is spliced from 6 exons. Gene Ontology annotation, molecular function: transmembrane transporter activity. Gene Ontology annotation, biological process: transmembrane transport. The record is from RefSeq and is a predicted model, not a curated record.
GGAAUAGGUUCACCUAGUGUUUACCACGCUGUUAUAGUGAUCUUCUUGGAGUUUUUUGCUUGGGGACUCCUAACAGCACCCACUCUGGUGGUUCUGCAUGAAACCUUCCCAAAACAUACAUUUCUAAUGAAUGGUCUAAUUCAAGGAGUAAAGGGCUUAUUAUCAUUCCUCAGUGCCCCACUCAUAGGUGCCCUGUCUGAUGUGUGGGGACGAAAGUCCUUCUUGCUGCUAACAGUAUUUUUUACUUGUGCUCCAAUACCACUAAUGAAGAUCAGCCCGUGGUGGUACUUCGCUGUUAUCUCUGUCUCUGGAGUUUUUGCAGUGACGUUUUCUGUGGUUUUUGCAUAUGUAGCAGACAUAACCCAAGAACAUGAGAGAAGCAUGGCCUAUGGUUUGGUGUCAGCAACUUUUGCGGCAAGUUUAGUUACCAGCCCGGCUAUUGGUGCCUACCUUGGUCGAGUCUACGGAGACAGCCUGGUUGUGGUCCUAGCGACAGCAAUAGCCUUGUUAGACAUCUGUUUUAUUCUUGUUGCUGUACCAGAAUCACUGCCAGAGAAGAUGAGGCCAGCAUCCUGGGGAGCACCCAUUUCAUGGGAACAGGCUGACCCUUUUGCAUCGCUGAAGAAAGUCGGCCAGGAC